AGUUUCGUCAAUAGUUGCAGUCUGUAAUGGCGGCGUUUUCAAGUUUACGAAUUUGAUGGAAAAAGUAUUUAUGUGAAAUCCACCUUAAGGCAAUAUAUAUAUAUAUAUAUACAUACUGGUGUAUUCUCUAAAUAUUGAUUUCUGAUAGCUUGAAUAAUAUAUAUUUAAAGUCAAGGAAAUGCAAGGUUUUAUUUGUUUCAAAGGGCAAAUGCUGCGUAAAGGGAGAUAAUUCAUUUUUGCGCUGGUUGAUUUCUAGUCAGAUGGGAAGACAUAGAAGAAUUGAAGAGUUCAUAAGAAAAACAGCAGUUAAAGAGAAGCAAAAGAUCAAAGAAUCUGUUUUAGAGGUCUUCAGAGCACGUUCUAAGUCUCCUGGAGGAAACGGGGCGUUUCUUGUUGCUGGGAUACAAAACGAAGCUAGCAGGGCAAAGACAGAUUCUCCUAAAAUAAGAUCACACCAUACAGGUUUUGGUAAGAAACAUUUAAGAGACUUGUGCAAUGCAACAGAUAGAUAUGCCUUGGAGAACACCAUGAGUCCAGCAGAACGAAGAACGAGGGGAAGGAAAAGGAAAAGUAAUAAAUCAAAAGGAGCCGGAAUAAAGCUUCAUAAGUCAGAUGAAAGGUUGGAUCAUGUGCAAGUACAUUCUGAUUCAAAUCUGAGAUAUGCUCUCAGGUCAGCCCAAGAACAAAAAGAGCAACAAACAAAAAAUGCUAUUUCAAGAAUUGCCAGUAAUCGAAUGACAAAACGACUGGGACUAUUUAAUCAAGGCAAAAAGUCAGAAACAAUAUCAAGAGCUGUUUAUGUUUGUGACGGAAGACGAAAAACAGCAGAAGAUGACUUGCAAGAAUUUCUUAAUAACAGUUCUACAGAUCACUACAGUGAACAAGAUAAGACCAUCGAUAAGAUAUCUAGUCAGAAGUCAAAAGAAAAUGAAAUAGGGUCUGUGAAUUUAGCAGAUCUAAGUAGGGCCGAGACAGGUUACAGAAGUAACUCGAGUACACACUCCAUCACCCCCGCCUCCACUCGUCAGAAGUCUGCUCCUCAUAGUAUCGUGAGCCUCACCAGCAGUUGUGGAUCAGCAUCGAGAGACGAUCAUCUGCCAUCCAUUGAAGAUAUUGUUGAUAAAGUUCUCUCUAGGGUGAAACCACAAAAACUUUUUCCAGACAGAGAUUUUGUCCAAGAAACCACUGACGAGCUUAGAAGAAUAAUGAGAAGAAAUGCACUACGAUCUUGUACCCCCACACCAUUACUGAGGACAUGCACUUCUAUCAAGAGGUCUCUGUGGGAUAGAUAUCCACCUCCUAGGAAAGAUGAGAAUAAGGAAAAUGUAGUACAUCAAGAGAAUGAAGUUCUGCCCAGUGAAGUAAAUCUGAUGCCCAAAAUUGAGGAGUUGAAGCAACCAAAGCAAUAUGUGCAGAUACCCACUUCCCCUAAAAGAACUUGCACAUCUAAAUCACAAACAUUCUACAGCAGCCCUCCCAAACUUCUCCAGGUACAGAAGCAGUGUGGACCUUUCUUCUGUGAUCUGUCAGACAUUCAAAGUGACGCACAAACUUUGCUGCAGUGUCAUGACCAGAUGAUAGCAGAAGCUAACAGAUAUAUGAAACAAGUGACAACAAAGACAGAGGAAUUCUUCCUUGAAGACUUGUACAAUUCUGAUGGUCUUGACAUCCUGAAGAAACAGGACGAGCAUGCACAAAGGCUACAGGAACGGGACUCGAGGAGAAGUAAGGAGCAGGAUAGUUGGAGGACCCUUUUUCCUGAACAGUCCGAGGUCCAGCCCUCAUCACAAGACUCUUCAUUAUCCUCAGGUUACCAGGGCAGUCAGAUACUCAAGGACACUGGGAACUGCAGGACUGAAACAGUACCAACAUAUUCAGUAAAAAACCAGUUCCCAGAAUUCAUGCCUCAAUUUCAUGAUGAGAACUACUAUAGGGGAAACCAUACAAGCGGAAUGUCUAAUAAAAUCAGAUCAUUGGAUAUUCUAGAAAUCCUUGACGAUGACGAGAUACAACCUCAUCUUGGUUUUGGAGGCCAGGAUAAACACAAGUCUGAUAUAAAGAGGGACAAAGACAUCAUUGACAAUCUUAAUCAAGACACUGGCAUCCCCAGUAGGAUCCACAGGGAUAGGAAUGGCAACCAGAGACGGUCCCCCCAAAGGGGCUCACAGGAGGAGUAUCAAUUCUGUUUGAAGAAACCCAGCCUAGACACCCCUAGUCCACCGGAUGAACUGUUUAAAAAGCACAACUUUAUUCCUUAAUGGGAGCAUUCCCACAAUUGACAGUCCUAAGAGACUGGUAAUUCAGAAAACAAAUAUGACAGUUGAAAAACCAAAAUAUGGUAUUAAAACACAAGUGCAAGCUUGAUUCAGGACAAAACUUUUUUUUUUAUGCAUGUAACCUCAGUGCGCAAUACCCGUGAUAGAGGUACUCCACAUUAUAUAUUACAUAUCAUCUGUGAUAAUUCUCUUAUUGACUCGUUGAUUUAACUGCCAUUACUCACGUAUUUCUUGACUUAUUUAUUCUAUCAACAUGUUAUGUUGAAUAAAAUGAUCACAGUUCAA
Ostrea edulis (European flat oyster) is the source of this 2561-nucleotide messenger RNA. RefSeq lists its product as uncharacterized. The record is from RefSeq and is a predicted model, not a curated record. The coding region runs from base 261 to 2258 and encodes 665 amino acids. NCBI's taxonomy places the organism in Eukaryota, Metazoa, Mollusca, Bivalvia, Ostreida, Ostreidae. The transcript is spliced from 14 exons.